AUGGCCAAAAGAAAGAGACAAGCCGUCAACGGCAGCGAGCCUAGAGUCGCAGACGCCGCACCGUCCAAAAAAUCUAAAGCGACCGCGCCCACAACAAAAUCUAAGCCAUCCCGAUCCCUCCAGCCAGAGACGCUGCAGAUCGUGGUAGGAUCCUACGACCAAGUCCUCCACGGCUUAACCGCUACGGUGUCCAACGAAAAGGCCGAAUUCGCAGAUACUUUCCUCUUCAACGCCCACAACUCCGCUAUUCGAUGCGUAGCUGUAUCCCCGCCGUCAGCGCCUGUCCCCGGCCAAACGCAAAAGGUGCUCCUAGCCUCGGGAAGCACAGACGAACGAAUCAACAUCUUCAAUCUAUCAGCACACCCUCCGAGUAGGAAGAACCAAGAUCUUCUAGCCAAGGUUGCACCACGGCCGAUUCUCGAGAACCCCAAGAACAGAGAACUGGGGACGCUGUUACACCACACGUCAACGGUGACGGCCCUUCGAUUUCCGUCGAGAUCAAAACUUCUCACCGCGAGUGAAGACUCGACUAUUGCGGUUGCUAGGACGAGAGAUUGGUCGGUAUUGAGUACCAUUAAAGCGCCUAUUCCACAGCCUCAGGGGAGACCGAGCGGUGAUACUGCGCCAUUCGGCGGCACACCCUCUGGUGUGAAUGACUUUGCUAUUCAUCCUAGCAUGAAGCUGAUGAUUAGCGUGAGCAAGGGAGAAAAAUGCAUGCGGCUGUGGAACUUGGUUACGGGAAAGAAGGCUGGCGUUUUGGGUUUCAGCAGGGACAUGCUGUAUGAGAUUGGGGAGGGACGACACUCUACUGGAGAAGGGCGGAAGGUUGUCUGGGGAAAUGUGGAUGGUGCGGAUGAGUUUGCGGUAGGGUUUGACCGCGAUGUGGUGGCCUUUGGGAUGGACAGCGUGCCCAAGUGUCGCGUUAUGACGGGACAAAGAACAAAGGUCCACCAAUUUACAUAUCUUACGGCCGAUGAGACGUCAUUGUUGGCAGUUUCCACCGAGGACGGAAGGAUUCUAUUCUUUUCUACAAAGGAGGAUGAUUUAUCACCGCCUGAGGAAGCCAAUGGCAAGAAAGGAACGCUACCUAAUGCCAAGUUGGUGGGCUUUGUGGGUGGGAAGCCAGAGGGAGUGUCCGGACGGAUAAAAGAUAUCGUUGUUUUACCAAGCACGCUUAAUGAGGGGGUUUUGUACUUGGUCGGAGCAAGUAGCGAGGGCAAAAUUCGCGUUUGGACGCUACAAGCAAAGAAGUUGGCUGCGGCUGCUACGAAGGGGAACGCUGCUGAGAAACCGAUUGGAAAGUUGGUUGGUACAUUUGAGUCGGAGAAUCGUAUUACGUGCCUAACUGGGUAUGUGAUGAUUCCUAGGCCAGAGGGGGCAGAGGAUAGCGAGGAUGAGGUUGAGGUUGUGGAGAGUGAGGAGGAAGAGGAUGAUGAUAGUGAGGAGGAUGAGUAG
Messenger RNA from Pochonia chlamydosporia 170, 1455 nucleotides. RefSeq names its product MAK11-like protein. The coding region runs from base 1 to 1455 and encodes 484 amino acids. Gene Ontology annotation, molecular function: protein binding. The transcript has a single exon. NCBI's taxonomy places the organism in Eukaryota, Fungi, Ascomycota, Sordariomycetes, Hypocreales, Clavicipitaceae. The record is from RefSeq and is a predicted model, not a curated record.